This is a messenger RNA of Bactrocera latifrons, 2026 nucleotides long. Its product is annotated as methylenetetrahydrofolate reductase. The record is from RefSeq and is a predicted model, not a curated record. Gene Ontology annotation, molecular function: FAD binding; methylenetetrahydrofolate reductase [NAD(P)H] activity. NCBI's taxonomy places the organism in Eukaryota, Metazoa, Arthropoda, Insecta, Diptera, Tephritidae. Gene Ontology annotation, biological process: tetrahydrofolate interconversion. The coding region runs from base 499 to 1773 and encodes 424 amino acids. Gene Ontology annotation, cellular component: cytosol. The transcript has 3 exons.
AUUUCCGUCAAAUUUUCAAUAUUCACAAAAGCUUGUGUGCAAACAUAACUGGGAAUAUAAACAUUAAGCAAAAUAAACCUUUUUGGUUUCCAGGUUCUGAUACUGAAAUAUACUGCAAAAAGAUAGACUACGCGUAUCGGAGGAGCUGCAUUUAAGAAAGCGUCGAAAACAGGAUGGUAUCGUGUGUAUUUUUUUUUUUGAAAUCUAGCGUCAAAAAUAGACCCGAAAUUUUAGCGUGAAGAUAGACAAACACACUAAUAAUAUUGGUUGAAAUAAUACCACUAUAUAUUGAUAUUCGAAAGCAAGACGAAGUGAAAGCAUUGCGAAAAAGUUCAAAUAACACAUUUCUAUUAUUAUUUCCGACACUGUAUGUCAAAGUUGGGUCAAUCAAAUUUCUGAUUUUCCUUCUAAUCAAGAGCGCACAUCUACGCAUACCAGAGAGGCUGAAGCUGUGUUUGUGUACUAAGCAAACGGCAGCUCUUGAACACGACCACCCUAAUGGCGCUCAAAACACCGCCGAAUUGCGAGCGCAGUAAAGCUUUUUACGCGACACUUAAGUCAUCAGCAAUAUCACUCCAUGGCAGCGAACGCAUUCAGUUGUUCGAAAAACUAUUCAUCAAUCAGAUCGCUAUCGCCUGCGGAUACGGACGCACAACAAAAGUGCCGCUAACGCAUAAUCAAAACAAAAUUUCAGUUGUAAAACAAAAUUUGCGUACAAGUGAUAUAAGAAUACAAAAAACGAUGCAUAAUCCCGACUAUGUGCCGGCGACGAACAGUUGCAAUGCGACUACGAGCAUUUGCGGUGGACACGUGCCGCUUCCAACAGCGCCGCGGCCGGAAUUUCAUCCGGUCUUUGUGCGUUUCUCCAGCAAACAGCAGCCGCCCGAACAGCGUAAGUUGGCUGAGCUUUUCAAGCAAAAAGUCGCCGCCAAAGAGUUCUUCUAUGGCAUCGAGCUGACGGCUCGUUCUUAUGGCAAGCAACCAUCACUGCUGGACUACAAUGGUUUUGACGUGCUGCUGCCGCUCUUCACAUCGCUCGUGUGGUUGGGUCGGGACUAUGCGAACGUUGAGGAUGUCAACGCGAUUGAGGCAAUCAGUUUGGGCCGCCUGCUACAACAACAUGUGGUGGUGUUGCCACAUUUCACUUGCUAUCGCGCCGACUCCCGGCGCCUCGACGACUUUUUAACACUGAACUUCACGAAUGUUUUGGUGCUGCGCGGCGAUGAUGUGGUGCCACAACAACAAUUUCAGCAUGCAAAAGACAUGGUCGAGUAUAUACACAGUAAACGCGGCGAUACAAUAUCUAUAGGCGUUGGCGGAUAUCCUGAAGGACAUCCGGAAUCUAAGUCAAUGGAGGAAGAUAUGAAGUACCUCAAAGAGAAGGUGGAUGCCGGCGCCGACUUCAUCGUAACGCAAAUUUGCUUCACGCCGGAGUCCAUUAUAAGCUUUGUGCAGAAAUGCCGCGAAAUCGGUAUUACGGUGCCGAUCAUUGUCGGCGUUAUUGUGCCGGAUAACAUGCGGAUCUUGCAUUUCAUAAUGAACAUCGUGAAGGCGGUGAUUCCCGAAGAGCAGUUGAGUAAAUAUAAAGAACUGGAAGAAGACCGCAAGGCAUUUAAGGCGUAUGCGGUGGAGAAUGCGGUGCGCACGGUGCAAAUAUUGUUGGAUAGUAAUUUGGAUGUUUAUGGAUUUCAAUUUUUCACCAUGAAUCGCUUGAAGAGUGUUCAGCAAGUGAUACAGCAAAUUUUAAAUAUGAAUCAGACACAAAGUACUUAACUAAUUUAAGUUAUUUGUAUUAACAGAUUUCAAACAAUUUUUAAUAAGACUGUAAAUAGUAAAUUAUAGUGAAUAUAGAAAUUUGUAUAUAAACAUUGUAAAGUUCCUUGAACUAGUGCUAAACUAAACACUAAACAUGAGAAGUGGCUAAUUCUUACUAACAUAUUUAAGUAUGGUAAACCAGUUUGUAAUCCAGAAAGUACCAGGUAAUUGUAAAUAAAACGCAAAAUAUUUAAUUAUUCAUCAAUAUUAA